This is a messenger RNA of Closterium sp. NIES-67, 1891 nucleotides long. Lineage: Eukaryota; Viridiplantae; Streptophyta; Zygnematophyceae; Desmidiales; Closteriaceae. The record is from the annotation of a GenBank genome assembly.
CUGCGAGCUGUGAUGCAUCGACUCAUGGCGCAGAUACAGAAAUGCCCUGCCGUGUCGGCUGUGGAAGGCUCGGCGGAGGCUCGGCUGCGCAUGGUGGGGGAGAGGGAGCGGUGGAACAUCGACGUGCUGCUUCGGCUGCUCACCGAGCUUCUCCCGGAGGUCCGGCACGUGGCUGUCAAGACCUGCCCCGAAGCUAUCCUCGCCCUCGACAAACCUUCUCCCACUGCUGCAGCUGAUACGGCUGCUGCUGAGGCUGGUCGUGCUGGUGGUGGUGGUGAUGGGGGUGCAGGAUCAGAGGGAGGGGGGGAGGGGGCGGAUGCGUUGGGCCAGAGGAGUGCUAGUGGGCGGCAUCGUUCGGCAGCUUCUUUGAGUGGGAUAGAGUACGAGGAGACGUUCUUCACUGACGCUCUGCUGAAGCGAUAUGGCAGUGCGGGUGUGGACUGGCCCGCCUUUGACUGGAUGCCCAUGGACUGCCUGCCCACGCUUGUGCAGCUCGCCCUCAUGCUGCCGCCCAAGGAAGAGAGACUGCGCAUCCGCAUCUGCACGCUGCUGCUGACGGUGAGCAAGCUGUUUGGGCGCUUCUACCUCAUGGCGCUGCUGCUGCCGGUCUUCCUCACUGCCGCCGGCCACUCCAUCGACACCUCGCACCUGCCGCCCAAGAUCGCAUCCAGCAUCGAAGUGCUGCGCCCAGCAGGCCCCCCCUUGGAGCGCCUGUCGCGCAUGUGCGUGCUGCCGCUGCUGCUAGCGGGUGUGCUGGGCUCACCCAACAUGCGCGAGGGCUACCUCUUCAAGUACCUGCGAGAGUGGGUGGUUUCCACGUGCGCCCGCUCCGGUGCCUGGUCGCCGGCCUCCACGCCUGAGCUCAUUGAGGCUGUCCGCUUCCUCUGCCUGUUUGAGGAGCACCGUGAGACGUUGAGCAGUGUGGGGUGGGAGCUGGUGGUCAACCAGGCGCCAGCCGUUCGCAUCACAGCCGCCGUCAUCUUCCAGACGCUGGCGCCCUUUGUGGACGUGAAGCGGGUGAGCCAGCAGGUGCUGCCAGCGCUGAUCACCCUGGGGUCGGACCCCGUGCCGGAAGUGAAAUACUCCACCAUCGCUGCCCUGGGGUCCGUGGCGCAGCAGUUCAAAGAGGCCACGAUCGUGGAUAAGAUCCGAGUGCAGAUGGACUCAUUCCUGGAGGAGGGCUCUCACGAGGCGGUGAUAGCGGUGCUCAAGACGCUCACAGCGGCUGUGCCGGUGACCUCCAACACGCUGAGGGAGUACUCGCUGCACAAGGUGGCUGCCAUGGCCGCCGGACCCCUGCUGGCUACUGGCACCGUGGCGAAACGCAGGGAGAAGGCUGAGGCGCUCUGCUCUGCUGUCAGGGCACUGGAGCACACAGAGAUGACGCCGCAGCAGACCAACACGCUGUUCCUGCCAGCGGUGCAGGCACUGCUUAAGGAGCCCGAGCUCCUCAGCACGAGCAGCAGGGAGGCCCUGGAGGCCAUUCGCCGCGACCGCUGGGUCGGGAAGAUGGAGGACCUGGGGAAAUACGUCGGGAAGAGCUUGUUUGGGUUUGAGUCUUCCGGGCAGAAUAAGAAUCUGUUUGGCGGUGGACUGCUUGGCACGGCAUCGACUGGGGGCGGGGCGGCGAAACCUGCGGGGGCCGGGGGGGGAGGGGCGAGUGGAGGGGGGGCGGCAAGUGCUGCAAGCACUUUUAGUGGAGCAUUCAGUGGGGCUUUUGGCAACAAGCGGUAAGGGUAAGGGUUAUAGAAUGCGUAAUAUAAGCGAUUCUGGCCCAUGAUGUGGCAAUCCAUUGCAAGGGUACUAUAUGUAAACUGCUACCUGACCAGUAUUCAGGCUGAACGAAACAAAUGUUUUCUUAUAUUAUCUGCUGAAAUUCGAUAUGGUUGGG